Messenger RNA from Leptopilina boulardi, 2515 nucleotides. RefSeq names its product sodium-dependent nutrient amino acid transporter 1-like. Bases 176 to 2086 code for a protein of 636 amino acids. The transcript is spliced from 9 exons. The record is from RefSeq and is a predicted model, not a curated record. NCBI's taxonomy places the organism in Eukaryota, Metazoa, Arthropoda, Insecta, Hymenoptera, Figitidae. Gene Ontology annotation, cellular component: membrane. Gene Ontology annotation, molecular function: L-amino acid transmembrane transporter activity. Gene Ontology annotation, biological process: sodium ion transmembrane transport.
AAGAUAACAAGUUUUAGUAUAGGUAAAGAUCGUUAUAACUUCAGUUGUAAGAGAGACAAUUGUCAUCAGUUUGGUUAGAGAAGUGAACCUCGAAACAACUAUAAACUCAUUAUAAUCACCUUUUUCAACUAUCAAUAUUGUUAUUGUAUUAAAAGUGACACUGUUUUUUUUUAAAAUGCGGACAAACAAUGAAAACAAGACACCUCUUGCCUUUGAUAAUUUGACUUUCGAGCCAGAGAUUUUAGGCAAUAAUGUAACAAAAAUACAAUCAAACAUAAAUUUGGAAAAUGAAAAAGAAGAAAAUUCUAACAAAAAAAUUGAGGAACCAAAAAAAGCAAGCUGGAAUAAUAGCAUUGAAUUUUUAAUGUCAUGUGUUGCUUUAUCCGUUGGUUUUGGAAAUAUUUGGCGAUUUCCCUUUACUGCUUAUGAAAAUGGAGGAGGAGCAUUUUUGAUACCGUAUGUUAUUUUAUUAAUCCUCGUGGGAAAACCUUUUUAUUAUCUCGAAAUGAUAAUUGGUCAAUUCUCAGGAAAAUCAUCUAUCAAAGUUUGGAAAAUAUCGCCAGGAUUUGCAGGUGUUGGUUGGGCACAAUUGAGUUCAAAUAUAGCGUUAUCAACAUAUUACUGCUCUCUUAUGGCAAUAACACUUUUUUAUUUAAUCGUUUCCUUUUCUUCGGAAUUGCCUUGGUCUAAAUGUCAAAAAGAAUGGGGAGAUAAUUGCAUUGAUUCCGGUGCAACGAGACAUUCAAAUAACGUUUUCGUAUUUUCUAACGAAGAAAUAAGAAGCUCUGCCGAACUUUAUUUUUCAAAAGAAGUAUUAAAAGAAAAAGAUUCAAUUGACGAUGGAAUUGGAGUUCCAAAUUGGAAAUUAGUACUUUGUCUACUUGGCAGUUGGAUGACUAUUUGUUUGGUUCUAUCAAAAGGACUAAAAAGUUCAGGAAGAGCUUCAUAUUUUUUAGCAAUAUUUCCCUAUGUGAUUUUAAUUGCUUUACUUGUACGAGCCGUAACAUUGAAAAAUGCAUUAAAAGGAAUUUUAUUUUUCAUUAAACCCGAAUGGAGUAAACUUUUGGAACCAAAAGUUUGGUACGCAGCCGUAACACAAUGUUUCUUUUCACUUUCGGUUUGUUUUGGUGCUAUUAUAACAUACUCGUCACAUAAUUCCUUCAGGCACAAUAUAUACAGGGAUGUUAUCAUUAUCACUACUCUGGAUACAAUAACGAGCAUGAUUGCAGGAUGUACUAUUUUUGGAAUUUUGGGAAAUCUCGCAUAUGAGAUGGGAACUGAUGAUAUAAAAUCAGUUGUUCGUGCUGGCACGGGAUUAGCCUUUGUCUCAUAUCCUGAUGCAAUUGCCAAAUUUUCAUUUGUACCACAGGUAUUUUCGGUUCUAUUUUUUGUAAUGAUGUUCGUAUUGGGAGUUGGAAGUUGUGUUGGUAUGACGACAAGUAUCAUAAACGCUAUUACGGAACAAUAUCCAAAAUUAAAAUUUUGGCAAAUUUUGUAUCCAUUUUGUACAUUUGGAUUUCUUGUUGGCCUCGUGUAUGUAACACCGGGAGGGCAAUUUAUAUUAAAUUUAGUCGAUCAUUAUGGUACAUCAUUUGUCGUUUUUAUAUUGGCAAGUUUUGAAAUGAUGGGUGUAAUUUGGGUCUAUGGUUUGGAGAAUUUCUUGGAUGAUAUUGAAUUUAUGUUAAAUCAAGAGCCCAGUAUUUAUUGGAGAUUAUGUUGGUUUAUAAUAACACCGUUUACUUUAAUUACAAUAUUUUUAUACACUGUGAUAAUGAUGCAACCAUUAACUUAUGGUGGUAUUCCAUAUCCUACUUCAGCACAUGUAGCUGGUUCUAUAUUAUUAGCUUUUGGUGUUUUACAAAUACCAUUAUGGAUGUUGGUGGCGUUAAUUAAAAACAGAAGAUUACCAACUUUACAGAUGAUUCACAAAGCAUUUGCACCAUCUUCCGAUUGGGGACCAAGGGAAGAAAAGGAUCGUCAACAAUGGUUAAUAUUCAAAGAGGAUAAAGCAAAAUUGAGAUCAAUGAGGACAGAAUCUCGAAUUAUGCAAACUAUUCAUAUUCUAUUUAAAAGAAAAACAAACUAAUAAUGAACAAAUUUCGACAAAAAAAAAAAAUGUUAAUUAAAAUUUGUAAAUAGUAGUUUUAAGUUUAACUUUAAGUUUUUAAUUUAAUAUUUGUUAAUAAUGAUAUAACCAAAAAGUUAGUUACUUGUUAGUGAGUUACUGAUAUUUAUUUUUUUAAAAGAAAGGAACAAAUUUUGUUUUACACUGCCAUAUAUAUAACGUAAGCAUUAUUACUAACUUUAAAAUUGAAAAAAAAUUGAUUUUUGUAAAUUGUUGAUAAAAGUAUUUAUACGUAUAGAAUAUUUAAUUAUUUUCGAAAAAAAUAUUUGUUGUGUAUAUGCAAAAUUAAAGUCACAAAAAUGUUAGUAAAAAUAUUGUAAAAAAAAUUAAUAUAUAAAAAUAUUGUUGACCUUAAAAAUAUUUUAAUAAAUUGUGAUAUUAUUAUAACAA